AUGGACGGAUAUGCCCUGAAAGGAGCGGACAUCGCGGGUGCGUCUGCGGACUCGCCUCGACGCCUCCCUGUGAUCGGCAUAGUCGCGGCAGGACAACUGCCGGAAAGGGCUGUCGAGUCUGGCACGGCCAUGCGAAUUAUGACCGGCGCACCUGUUCCCGACGGCGCCGACACGGUCGUACCUUUCGAAGAAACGGACGAGGUGAAAAGAAAGCAAGAGGGCCGGCCGCUGGACGAGGUGGCCGUCUUCUCUGAAAUGGCGGUCGGGUCGAAUGUACGACCGGCUGGGGAGGACAUCCGGCAGGGCGAACUAGUGCUGGAAGCAGGAACCGUUGUGCGAGCGGCCGAGGUGGGUGUCCUUGCAUCGUUGGGACUGGAUCGGGUGAGGGUCGUACGCAGGCCUGUCGUGUCGGUGCUGGCGACGGGAGAUGAACUGGAAUCCGCCGGGGCGGCCCUGUCAGGCGGAAAGAUCUACGACAGCAAUAGCUUCAGCGUCGCCGCCUCAGUGGUCGCCAGCGGAGGGAUACCCAGGCUGCUGGGAAUCGCCCGCGAUAACCUGGACGAUCUCAAUGCCAAGCUGGCUGCAACUGCCGGUUCCGAUCUGGUGAUCACCUCAGCGGGAGUGUCCAAGGGUGACUACGACAUCGUUAAGGACGUGCUUGAGCAGCGGGGGAAGAUGAAUUUCUGGUCGGUUCGCAUGCGGCCGGCGAAGCCACUGGCCUUCGGGCACCUUCGGGAUGACGGCGGCAGGGACGUGCCGCUGCUGGGCUUGCCCGGUAACCCGGUCAGCGCGAUGGUGGCGUUCGAGAUGUUUGCCCGGCCAGCGAUCCGCUGUAUGCUGGGACGUCCGGUGCGUCCCCGCCCAUCGGUGGACGGAGUGCUGACCGGCCCGAUCCGCAACUACGACGGCCGCCGCGUUUACGCGCGCGUCGAGGUUGAGAAGCGCGAUGGAGUCUAUUACGCGACUCCCACCGGUCCGCAGGGUUCUAAUAUUCUGACGUCGAUGUCACGGGCAAACGGGCUGGCGAUAUGCCCCGAAGACCUGACGGCCAAACAGGCGGGCGAGCAGGUGCGCAUUAUCAUGCUGGACUGGAAUGAAGAGGUGGAUCUAUGA
Geodia barretti is the source of this 1113-nucleotide messenger RNA. Lineage: Eukaryota; Metazoa; Porifera; Demospongiae; Tetractinellida; Geodiidae. The record is from the annotation of a GenBank genome assembly.